CUCGAAAACACCUCUCUUACAAACCGUAGGUUACGGUCAUCUAUAUUAUCAAAAUGCAUUCUUCAUGAAUGCGCAUUCAAUUAGAGCCCACCCCGUACACACAUUUCGCAUCUUUUAUUUCAAAUUUCCUCCCGGAAUUUCCAUCCGGCGAUGUUCGAACGUGGGAAUAAAGCCGGGCAGCGCCGCGGGGCGCGCGAUUAUCCCGCUUCGAUUCCCGCUCGACGAUCGGGCGCCCGACCGAAAACCCGCUUGCGUCAGCAUCCCCCGGAUCCUGCUCUGCGACGGGACGCCGGGUAGCGGCCAGGCCCGUGCGCGCACGCCGAACCCGACGUUAUGGAGUAAUCCCGGUUCGCAGUGCUGUGAAAAUCGCCCGAAUAACGAGUAUGCCCUAAAAAUCGGUGCCGCCGCCACUUUCGCCCGCACGCAAUUACGCCCCGCGUACUUGGAGGACAUCGUCGGGACUGUCGGGCGUCCAGCGGGCAGUAAAUAGUUGGCGCGCAAUGUAGCGCGAUGCACGUGCAUUCCUUAUCGAUAAUGACGCGGAAUUUUUAUGCACACACGGUGGCAGGACCUAACGGCGAAAUCUUCAUCACCCAGAGAUCCGAAUACUGCGGACAAGUGCUAGCAUCGCUCGCCGUCUCCCUGGGACCUCUGGCAGCGGGCCUGGGCAAAGGCUACAGUUCACCAGCAAUAGCCUCGCUCCAACAGAGCGACGCCGCCGGCUUCCCAGUCAGCGGCCAGCAGGCUUCCUGGCUGGCCUCCUUAUCACUCCUGGGAGCGCUGUUCGGCGCUCCGGUCGGCGGCAUAGCGGUGCGCUGGGGAAGGAGGAAGACCCUCGUAUUCGCCGGCGUCCCGCUCACCUUCUGCUGGAUUCUAACUCUGUUCGCGGCCAACGUGGAGAUAAUGUGCUUCUCGGCGUUCAUCAGCGGCUUCCUGGUGGCCAUCGUGCAACUAAGCGCGCAGGUAUACGUGAGCGAAAUCGCCGCGCCUUCGGUGAGAGGCGGCUUGAGCGCUCUGCUGAAGAUCGCCGGGCACGUGGGGGUGCUGGUAUCGUUCAUCGGCGGCGCGUUUCUGAACUGGUGGCAACUGGCCGGGUGCAUAUCGCUGGUGCCGGCUUUCAUGUGCCUGUUGCUGAUCAACGUGCCGGAGAGCCCCGGCUGGCUGGUGCUGCGCGGCCAGGACGCCGAGGCCGAGAAGGCGCUGCGGUGGCUCCGCGGCGAAGCGGCCGAUUUGCAGCUGGAGCUGGCGCUCCUGCAGGCGCACGUGCUGUCGCGGCCGGCGCGCAAGGAUCCGGCCAAGCUCUUCCGCAGCUUGAAGAGCCCCGCUCUGAUAGCGUGCGGCCUGAUGUUUUUCCAGCGGUUCUCCGGCGCGAACGCCUUCUACUUCUACGCGGUGAGCGUGUUCAAGGAGACGUUCGGCCACACGAAUCCGCACAACGCCGCCGUCGCCGUGGCCGUGGUGCAGCUGCUGUCGUCGUUGCUCUCCGGGCUGCUGGUGGACUCGGCGGGGCGGUUGCCGCUGCUGGUAGCUUCUAGCGUUCUUAUGACUAUGGCCUUGGCCUCGUUUGGCUCUUUCGCGUAUUACGAAGAAAUUCACCCGAAAUCGAAUCCGAACUUGGAUUGGAUACCGUUGCUUUGCGUUUUGGUUUUCACCGUAGCCUUUUCCUUGGGAAUAAGUCCCAUUAGUUUGUUGUUGGUCAGCGAGCUGUUUUCGUUGGAGCACCGCGGUUUCGGGACGGCCCUGGCUACUGGUUUCAGUUAUUUCUGCGCCUUCGUGGGGGUGAAAACGUUCGUGGAUUUUCAGGAGUUGCUGGGACUGUACGGGGCUUUUUGGCUGUACGCUUUCAUAUCGAUAUGCGGAUUGUGUUUUAUUGUUUGCUGUGUACCGGAAACCAAAGGCAGGGAUCUGACGGAAAUCGAUACGGGCAGGUGAUCCAACGCCAUGAGACAGAUGCACAAAGUCUCUAUAAGCGUCGUUGAAAGAUAUUGCUAGCGUCUUUUACCAAUAACGUGACAACAAAUCAACGAUUUUAAUAACCUAUUUAAAAUUCUACUAAAGCUUACACGGCUUAUGAAGUCAUAUCUGACAUACAACCUUUCAUAUCAUUUGAGUAUAGUGUAUUGUCGUUUCGUUGGGUUUUUUAAAUAUCUCAGGAACAUUUUUAGGCUACGUAUUUGUUUCUACGGGAUUUAUAUUUGAAAUUACAAAUAAUUGCUCAAAUGUGUAGGUGUAAACCGUUAGGUAUAUAGCUAAUUCAAAAGGCUUUAUAAAUUUAAUUGGGUUUAAAAGUGAAGCUAAUGUACUUAGCCUAAUUGAAAUUUUACACAAUUAGGUAUCUACUCUAAUCGCCAAUCUAAUUUUAUUGUUAAGUUGAAAUCGAUUUUGGGUAAUAAUUUCUUAAACCAGCAAGUGAAUAAUACAGUAAAUUCCUUCCUUUCGUUCAUAUCGCUGUUAUUUUACAUUAUAAGUUA
Messenger RNA from Phyllotreta striolata, 2471 nucleotides. Lineage: Eukaryota; Metazoa; Arthropoda; Insecta; Coleoptera; Chrysomelidae. The record is from the annotation of a GenBank genome assembly.